AUGUUGCAUACGGGGAGUUACGGCCAGUUUACCUCCGCCCCAGGAGCGGCGUACCCAGGGCACCCCGCAGGCAAUAGCGCCGCCGCUUCUUUGUCAUCCACUCCAAAUGAGGGAAGAACAAAACUGUUGGCGCACAACCCGUUUUCCACAAUGAGGGUUUCUAGUGACGGCGACAAUGAACAUCGCACGGAGGUCCGGAGCAGUUCGGCGCCGCUCUACCAACGCCCACCCGUGGCGUUUGGGACUGCAAGCUCACUCCACAUGAAUGUCAUGCCGGCCCUCACUGCCGCUGCGACGAAAUCACAAGGGAGUAAGCCGCUCGAGCAACCACCACCACCAUCACGACAUCUGCAACAAGGGCAAGAGGAGUCGCAUCAGCAUCAUCUGCAGCCGGCUUUGUCUCCCGCGGCAAACCCUCCCGGGUUUUCGCAACGAGUGGUGGAAAACGCUACUGCGGCUUCCCUAUUUACAACUUCCCAGGUUGCAGCACCACAGGCUGUUGUUGCAGAGAACACGAGGUUCCAUCGAUCUCCAUCUGCCCAGAUUAUGCGCGGUCCGUCGCUGAAUAGUCUUCCUUCAGCGAGCUCAGGCAUCGAAUUGACUCCGGGUGAUUCCACAACAAAGAGAUCGUUGUAUUUGAGAAAUUUGCUUAAAAAGGACCCGCCGGAGUUUUUGAAACCAUCUCCGGGGGCACCGGCGCGGCGGCGGUCAGCUUCGGGACAAGGACGUGCAAGUAGCCCAUUUGGUCCGAUGCUAUCAAGGCUAUAUGCGAACAGCAACGCCCAAAUGGCACCAGACCCGCGCUCGUACAACGCAGGGACGAACGCCGAGGGAAAACAACAGCAGCAACUGCAAGACUCCCUUUCUACGCCUCGUCCACCGACGCCCAAUGAGGGAGAAGUGGGACCGUUAUCAUCCAUUGAGGCUUCGGUGCCUGCUGAACAGAAAAACGAUGAAAACAACGACAACGCCAACCGCCCCUCGGCAUCUGUCUUUUCUGGAGCCCAAGCCAGAGUCCCUGAGGCUUUUUCGACGACGGCGCCACGGGGAUCGCAGUUUUUUCCGAGAAGCGUUGGGGUCUCCGAUACACUGCUGUCCUCUGGCUCAUUUGGAGCAAGCGCCACGGAAAAACCUGUUCACGGCAGUUCGGUGGGUGAGCAGCAGCUUAUAUUCCAUGGAAUGAGGCCUCAAGAUGCAGGCUGUAGUGAACCGUCGUUUUCGUGCUCGGAAUUGAAGUCCCAAUUGGUUGACGAGAAAGGGUCAGCUUCAAAUUGUGCACCAAUUUCACGCAUAGAGAGCAACGGGGCGCUCGGUACUUGUGGUCUAAUGGACGGUACACAACCGCCGCUUGUGACACGGCAGGCGACUGCUCUACCAGGGGAGGUGCGAAACUCCAACCUUCUCUCAAACGGCACCCGCAUGAUGGCUGGAAAUCUGCCACCUCCACCGCUAGCUCCUCCACCAGUGCCGAUUUCAAAAAGUGGCGAAGUGCCCUCAUUUGCCCCACCAAAAGCGUUGGGGGUUUCGGCAUAUCAGGGGUUAAAUACGCCGCGGAAUGGCGGGAUUAGGCUACAGAAGCAACUGAAUACGUUUCAGGCCACACCAGGAAUUGAAACUGUGGAGUGCUCACCGGCGCCACACCCUCCUUCCCGGCAAGAGUCACAAGAGGGCUUGUAUGGGGCCGAUGGGAUCACUUCCGUCGCGAAUGAAGUGCCUUCUGCGGCAGCGCAUGAGCCCCACGAGAACGGGGAAUUUGAACAUCCGCCGCAAGGCCAUCAGAACACUUUUUUGUUUACGGAUUUGCCUGCGACUGCGGUGGGGCUCAAUGCUCCCGAAUUUCGGUCCUUCACGGAAAAAGGAGGGGUGGCGAGAUUUGAACCGCACAAGAACACAAGCGUGCAUUCAAACGGGCCUCAGGUUAGGAUGAGUGCGACCCUACCACCACCAUCAUCAUCGCCGUCAUUGGAAAAGCCGGGUACUUUCAACGAGAAGAGGGGCGUUUCUCUUGACGCCAAUAAACAUCUCCAGGCACGAAAACGGCAAAAACAACGGCAACAACGGUGGCUAAACAAAAAUUUAUGCUUUGCCCUAGUUACUCCGACUGGACGUGUUAUCACGGUCUCUAAUGUGUCACGCCCAGGUACUUUCGCAGUUAUGAACUCACGGCGCCUGGUUGAUGUGUUUUGUGGACGCGUGAAGGAUAUGAAAUGUUUCAAAAUUGGAGAGGAACACGGGAAGAUGUUACAGAUACUGGCCACAUCUUCUUCUCUUAUAUCAAACAGGAAUAAUGACGUGCCGCUAACCAGUCUUCAGGAAAUAGUGUCGAAAAUGACAGGUAUAUUUCCUUUGUUUCGCGAGGUUUUGCUUUUUAUGUUGCGUGAUCCGCCACCAGACUGGCGCACGGAGGGGCAAAAGUCUCUUAUUAAGAUGCUUGCCACGGCGGUGGCGCAGAUGCCGAUUGCAACCGGAUCACGUCCAAAUUAUCCGUUGAAUUCAGAGCUUCCGCAGAAUUCAGCCAAGGGACUGCAAAAGAUACAACAGUUAUUAUGCGCAGGCGAGCGUGAGGCCGCAGUGACGGUUGCACUAGAGCACCACCUUUACUCACAUGCCAUCAUCAUUGCAAUGAUGUGCCCCAAGAAGGAACAUUACAUGAAUGUCAUUCGUGCUGUGGUGGAGCAGGAGCUGGAUCCGUUUUCUCCCUUGGCACACGCCUACUGCAUGUUUAAUGAAUUGCCGCUGCCACCGUUUGCACCGCCACCGCCACCGUCGCAGCCGUCGUCGUCGUCAUCAUCACUGCCGGUGGGAGGCAAAACCGACGAACGGUCUUCAAUUCGGUCCUCAUGGCUUCAGCAUGCGGCCGUGUUGGUUUCCAACUUUACAAAAGAUAGCGCGGAUGGACUGAUUAAACUUGGGGACACCCUGACAAACGAUGGAAUGAUUGAGGAGGCGCACUGCUGCUUCUUGCUGUCCCAUUUGAGCCCCAUGGGAACACCGCCACCCGGCCGUCCGCUUCAAUCCAAACAACAACAAAUCAUGGAUCUUCUUCGGGCACGUUUGGGCGUCCUUGGCGGGCACUAUCAUCCCAACCGCCUCCGUAGUACUUUUGUGUCGCCAAAGUCAACGCUUUUGACUGAUGUGCUCCAGAUCUUUCGUUCUCAUUUGGAGAGCCGCGGCCUGGCAUCCUCAGGAGAGAAGGAAAAAAAAACACCUCCGCACGGAAUUCCAGUCUGUCCGGAGCGGUACAGAGCAGCCUUUCACUAUAUGCAGGUGCUCUGGCUGUAUGAAGUGGGCAUGUGUGAAGAGGCCUUGCAACUCAUGAAUGAUCUUCGUCGGGUUGUGGUGCCCGAGCCGACAAAUGCCUCCUCAUUUACGUUGAAUCAACUUAUUUUCAGUGGUGUUGUUUUAUCUGCUGCUUCUGGGAGGGAAAAGCCGGCUCCACCCACGGGGAGGGAAACACCAGUAAGGCCGAUUCCAGAGGAGAACAUACCGCCCCCUAUGCCGUCAUUCUCAUCUGCCGCGAAGACAUCGAUUGGUUCUUCAACCGGUUACCGAUCAACAUCUGCGCUGCCACCACCACCACCACCACCGCAGCAGCAAAAACAACAACAACGACAACAGCAGCAGCAGCUACUGUCCUCACAAACUUCCCACUUGCUAAAUUCAUCACAACGGUCAGGAUUGCAACAACAGCCACUGGCACCAUUACCGGCGUCAGUACAGGAGCAGCAGCAGCAGCAGCAACAACAAGUCAUGUCCAAUUCGCCUGCAUUAUGUACAAAACCGGAUGCACCAUCCCUCUCAGGAACGUCGAAAAUUGCUCCCCAGGUGUCGACAGCUGCGGGGCCCGUCUUAAAGGGACCUCCACCUCCCCAUUUUUCAGCACUGCCGGUACCAACACCUGCCGCGCCGCCUGCCAUGCAUUUGCCGGAAGCACCAGCCGAUGCAAAGAGCAAUUUUGCAACAGCUGAGAGGGAUGCUCAUGAGAAGUUGGACGAGCCCAGUAUUUUGAAUUCCGCCCCGUUGCAACAGCCACAACCACAACCACAGCAGCAGUCACGGGGACGAGCACCCGAAGUGAAGAGGGCACAAGAAAAACCCCCGAAACGUUCUAGCUCUUUGGAGGCAAUCACUAGUUUCCUUUUCCGCCGCGGUCGAAGUGAGGACAAAAAGAAAGACGAGGCAAAAAAGAUGAUUAUUGAUACUGAGAAACCCCCCAAGUUUGACCCGGCGACUGGGCGAUACCUCUUUGAGGAUAAAGAGGCGGAGGAGGAGGCAGAGAGGAUUAGGGCAGGGCCACCCAAACCGUCGUCAAUGGCAGCAAAGUCUAUUGCCGCCGGAGGGGCGCCGCCUUCAAUGUUGCGCCCACCGACCGGACCAACUGGGGCGCCGCGAGCGGGAACUGGAACGAUUCAGCGGGCGCGGUACGUAGAUAUGUUCAAUGCCACUUGA
Messenger RNA from Trypanosoma cruzi, 4449 nucleotides. RefSeq lists its product as uncharacterized. The transcript has a single exon. Gene Ontology annotation, cellular component: ER to Golgi transport vesicle membrane; endoplasmic reticulum exit site. NCBI's taxonomy places the organism in Eukaryota, Euglenozoa, Kinetoplastea, Trypanosomatida, Trypanosomatidae. Bases 1 to 4449 code for a protein of 1482 amino acids. The record is from RefSeq and is a predicted model, not a curated record. Gene Ontology annotation, biological process: autophagy; Golgi organization; COPII vesicle coat assembly.